This is a messenger RNA of Beta vulgaris subsp. vulgaris (sugar beet), 1407 nucleotides long. RefSeq names its product metal transporter Nramp2. Lineage: Eukaryota; Viridiplantae; Streptophyta; Magnoliopsida; Caryophyllales; Amaranthaceae. Gene Ontology annotation, biological process: metal ion transport. Gene Ontology annotation, molecular function: manganese ion transmembrane transporter activity; cadmium ion transmembrane transporter activity. Bases 16 to 1407 code for a protein of 463 amino acids. The transcript has 5 exons. The record is from RefSeq and is a predicted model, not a curated record. Gene Ontology annotation, cellular component: membrane.
GGGCCUGGCAUUUUGAUGAGUAUUGCAUUUUUGGAUCCAGGAAACAUAGAAGGGGAUUUACAAGCAGGAGCUAUAGCAGGAUACUCAUUGCUUUGGUUGUUAUUAUGGUCAACAAUAAUGGGCUUAUUGAUCCAACUUCUAUCCGCACGUGUUGGAGUGGCAACAGGGAAGAACUUGGCAGAGCUUUGUAGGGAGGAAUACCCGCCAUGGGCCACGCUUUUAUUGUGGGCCAUGGCGGAGGUAGCGGUUAUCGCCGCCGAUAUCCAAGAGGUGGUUGGCACAGCUAUUGCUAUUCAAAUCUUAAGCAAUGGUGUUUUGCCUCUUUGGGCUAAUGUUGUUAUUACUGCUGCUGACUGUUUUGUGUUUUUAUUUCUCGAGAGCUAUGGAGUAAGGAAAAUGGAAGCUGCAUUUGGAAUUAUGGUAACAGUAAUGGCUAUCUCAUUCGCAUACAUGUUUUUUGAUGCAAAACCUAGCGGAAGGGAACUAUUAGUAGGUACAGUAGUUCCAAAACUGAACUCUGGGACAAUUCAACAAGCAGUAGGAAUUUUCGGAUGUGUGAUAACUCCACAUAACGUAUACCUACAUUCUGCUCUAGUACAAUCUAGGAAGGUGGACAUAAACAAAGUUGGUGAAGUUCAAGAGGCAAUCAACUAUUACUCAAUUGAAUCAUCAGUGGCUCUCCUUGUCUCCUUCAUGAUAAACCUUUUCGUUACAACUGUUUUUGCCAAGGGAUUCUAUGGAACAAACAAGGCUACUAGCGUAGGCCUCGAAAACGCGGGCAAGUACCUUGAGGAAAAAUAUGGAGGGGGUGUUCUGCCCAUUCUUUAUAUAUGGGGUAUUGGGUUAUUAGCAGCAGGGCAAAGUAGCACCAUAACUGGAACAUAUGCUGGCCAGUUUAUCAUGGGAGGUUUUCUUAAUAUUCAGUUAAAUGAAUGGCUAAGAGCUGUCAUAACAAGAAGUUUUGCAAUUGUGCCUACAAUCAUUUUAGCUAUUGUCUUUGAUACAUCAGAUGGUGCUAUGGAUGUUAUGAAUGAGUGGCUAAAUGUGCUUCAAUCUAUUCAAAUUCCUUUUUCAUUGAUACCUCUUUUUACUAUUGUGUCAAAGGAACAUGUCAUGGGAGUUUUCAAAAUAGGACCUACACUUGAGAAGGUGGCAUGGAUAGUGUUAGCUGUUGUAAUGGUGAUCAACAUCUAUGUUCUAUUAGAUUUUUUCAUGAAUAUAGUUGAUGGACUACUACUCGGAGUUAUCUUUUGCAUUAUAUCAGCAGCAUAUAUCGCGUUCAUCAUUUAUCUUAUUGCUCGAGAUGGUUUAUUUCCUAUGAAUUUUCUAAGUAGAAGGUUGUUUGAAAGAUUUUCUUAUUCCAAUGGAAUUGAACUCACAAGAACAUCUCAACUUCAAGAGUUGUAA